UUUGUUUCUAUUUAGUAAAUAGUUUAAACGAUCAAUUAAACUGAUCGACUUUCUAACUUUUCUUGAAGAUUAAUUUUCUUUUUCUUUUUCUUCUGAGGGUCAAUUCGAUUGACCCUUAGGUUAUUAUUAUUGUCCAUUUGAACUUUUUCUUUCUUUCUAUUGGCCUUAGCGAAUUAAGUUCAAUUUGGGAGUGUAAAAAGUUUAUCCUUUUCGUAUAAAAGUCUAGGUAUUUUCCUCGAAGAUGUUCAUUAGUAUCUAAAGUUUUCUUCGAACAACUUUGAAUUCAAGUUCUUUUUUUGUUCUGUUCUAUUCUUCGAAUUUUCCUCAGCUCAAUAUGAAUUUCCAAUCGGUUCUAUUUACUCUCUUUCUUCUAGUUAAUGUCAUCUCAGCGAAUGUUUUGAAAAGUUGGUAUUCGUCUUUAGGAAGUAGUUAUACUAAAUCGAAAGAGACGGCAGUUGAUAAACAUGAAGAGAAAAAAGGUCGUUUAGUCUUGGAAACUGGACUCGAAGUGUCAACAAUUCCACCGGUACCUGAAUACAAACCAAAACCCGAGAAAAUAAUGAAAAAAGAAAAGGAUGAAACCUGUGAACUUCAAUUCGACGAACAUGAUAUUCUCAUGUUAACAUUGAUCCAAAGAAAUUCCAACUAUUCAACUAAACCAGUUAAACCAAUCAUAAUGAACCCAAAGUCAAUUCAGUUACAAUUAAAAUCAGAACCUGAAGUUGAUCUGAAAAGUUCAUUAGCAAAGUUUCUCAAACUAUCGAAACUCACCGAUGAAGAUAUUCCAAUUCGACUUCAUAUGAAAUCGGAAGUUAUCAAAGAACUACCAAAGCUGAAUGCUGAUGAUAUUUUCGUUCUGACCAUAAUCACUAGCGAAGAUGAUGGAUCUCUCCAAAUUAAAUCUCAUUUUGUCGAAUCAAUUUCCACUGAUAAAUGAUAAUAACAAUAAAGUUCUCCUUUGCAAUUUA
Molecule: messenger RNA, 968 nt
Organism: Panonychus citri (citrus red mite)
Lineage: Eukaryota; Metazoa; Arthropoda; Arachnida; Trombidiformes; Tetranychidae
Exons: 2
Coding region: 335-937 (200 amino acids)
Source: RefSeq, a predicted model, not a curated record